Messenger RNA from Corvus hawaiiensis (hawaiian crow), 3732 nucleotides. It is a transcript of the gene IL33R, whose product is annotated as interleukin 1 receptor like 1. The transcript has 9 exons. Gene Ontology annotation, biological process: signal transduction. Gene Ontology annotation, molecular function: interleukin-33 binding; interleukin-1 receptor activity; interleukin-33 receptor activity. Lineage: Eukaryota; Metazoa; Chordata; Aves; Passeriformes; Corvidae. The record is from RefSeq and is a predicted model, not a curated record. The coding region runs from base 210 to 1193 and encodes 327 amino acids.
GUAAAUUGCUACAGUAAUUUGCGUGUUCUGCUCUAUUCAGUGGGAGGUGCCUCAGAAUGAAGCUGUGUAUCUUACUGCUACAGAUAUGAACUGUCCAAGCCAGAUAAAAAGAGCUCACAGUAAUAUCUGGUACAAACUAAGCAGAGAAAUCACUGCAAAAGACCCAUCCACAGAGAACGAGCCACUCCUCUGCUUUUUGAAUUUUCCGGAUGUUUAGAAAUAUGAUGGGCCAUAUAGAUUUGAUCAUGCUAUCUACCUUCCUCUCGGUUUCCAUGACAUCUGAAACAUUUGAUUCUAUGGAAGGUGAGGCUUUAGUUAUAAAAUGUCCCAAAUGGAGUUCGUCUAUGAAAGUCACCUGGUAUCGCAUGGAUACUAACAAAAUAAUUCCUGCAGAAGAGGAGGGAUCACGAGUGUUUUCCAUAGAACGAUUUCUUUGGUUUCUGCCAACUUCGAGAGAGGAUUCUGGAAACUACACUUGUGUAACACAUUUUUCAAGUAAUCGUACAAAAUCAUACAACAUGAGUGUGCAAGUGCAUUCAUACAAGCCAGGAGAAUGUUUCCCAAGUCAGAUUCGUUACCCAAAUGACACUGGAAGAGGAAAAAUUGUUUGUCCUACCAUUGAUAACUAUAAGAAUGCUACUAUCAUCCAGUGGUACAAGGACUGCAAACCUCUUCAAGAACAGAGAUACUUCGAGAAAGAAAAAUAUAUUUAUAUCGAGAACCCAAGAAAGGAGGAUGAUGGUUACUAUACUUGUCAAUUUAUUUAUACUCAUAAAGGAAAUGUAUUUAAUGUAUCAGCAACAAGAAUUUUCAUAAGUGAGGCAAAAUACUCACCUCUACCACCUCAAAUCAUAUUUCCAAAGAAUGAAGACGUAAUAGAAGCAGAGCUUGGUGCUGUUUUGUCUCUGAAAUGUCAGGCCCGCCUGGGGAUUAAGAAACAGCCACUGGCUGCUGUCAGAUGGGAUGUGAAUAACAUCCCAGUGAAAAGCCUUGUUUUUUAUAGAUUUCAUGAAGAAACUCAUUUUUUUGAAGGACGUGAGCAAGAACACUAUGAAGAGACUACUUUGAAUAUAACUGAAGUAAAAAAAGAGGAUCUGCAGUCAAAUUUCACAUGUAUAGCAUUGAACACAAUGUACAACACAAGAGUCACGGUGACAUUACGACUCAAAGUGCAAUCUGCGGGUCUUCAGUAAAUGUUCAUGAAAGCUCUUGACUGUGACCCUGCUUUCAUUGCUGCCCUUUUUGUAUGGAUAUCUGUGCCCUUCUCCUUGUUGCUGCUGUUGACAAGAUGUCUGCGUCUGCUCCUCAGCACUGUUGGUGUCAGCAAUGCUAUGUCCAGAAGUGGCUGUGCUCUGCUUUAGUUUUCUUCACUCACUCCUCACACAGCUGAGCAAUAUUUAUACUAAAGCAAUGCCGCUUGUCUCUGAGAAUAAUAAAAAUGCUAUAGGAUUUUCUUGUGCCUCUCAUCUUGUAAAUGUGUAAUGAAGAUGUGCACACUCCUUCUUUUUUGUGUUUUGUGUGUUUGUUUUUAAUAGGAAAAAUUAUUUUUUCCAUAUUUUUUUUCCAAAUAUGGAUUGCUCCUUGUGUGUUUCCCUCAGUACAACUUGUGUCUGCUAGUUACUAUCUCAUUAAUGUUUUUUUUACAGUCAUUCAAAGCAGAGAUAAAGUUCAGCCCAAAGCAUCAGCUCUAUUCUUUGUCAAAGAUGUUUAAUGCUAAAGCUAAGCUUUUGGCUCAUAUUUGGUAGACUGAUGUGGACAGGAACCCUAGACCCAGAUCUCUGCCUUCACUCUCUGGAAGUGCAUCCAGCUUAGAAGCCAGAGAAUACAGAAAAAACUGCUGCUCUUCUGGAAUUUGUCAGGAAGUUGCUUUCUGACAUGUUUUCUCUGGCCUUUCCAAUAUUAUUCUUUGUGAGCUGUUAGUUCUGUAUUCCCAUUGCUCUUGAAUAUAAAUAGAAGAUGGCUUACUCAUGAACUCAGCUGCUAAAUGAUGCAGUAAAGUCAAAUGAAACAACAGGAUCUAUUCAACCUUGUUCAGGGGCUUGUGGCACUUGCCCCCAUUGUGCCGAAUGUUCACGAGCGAAUUAAAUUAGCGAAUAUUUGGCUAAUUUAUUCCAGAGAAAUGAGAGGUUAAGCCAGCAUUACUGGGAAUCAAACCUGCUCGUCCAGGAAGCACCUCUGUGGGGCUCUUGUCUGACAUGUUACAAGCUGCAUAGGCAUGUCACUUCUUUUCCAGCCUUGGUCUAAUCAGUGUAACCCCAAAUAGAAACAGUGUUUUUUAGGUUCGUAAUUGCAGAAGUUGGUGUUGGAACAGGUUUCCUCUCUAGAUGUUUAUAGACACUUCAUGCAAUACACCAGUAAUUGUAAUGUUACGAUGAGCACACUGUUGACAAAUGCAUCAGUAAGAAACAACCUCAAACUCUGAUGCUUGAGUCAUACCCACUGGGUAGUGGAAGGGGUUUCCUUAUUUUGUGUGCAUGUGUGUGUAUUGACCAGGAAAACGGAUCAAAUAAUAAAAUUUGAAGAGGUCCACAAGGAUGAAGUUCCUUUGUAGGCAUCAUGUGACAGUGGUAAAAAUAUGGCCAAACUUUGCUUCAGAAGGAACUGGUUGUUUUCUUGCCCAACCUUAUUGGAAGGUGUUUCCCCCGGUCUAGCUCUGGUGAGGUAAGCUUCAUCACAAAGUUUUUUUAUUUCUUUCUCCCUUUAAAUGCCAAAGAAAUAAAUGUAAAGAAUGUGAAAAUCAUGUUAAAUUUACCUUUCAUCCUACCAGAGGAAAGGGAAAAUGUACUUGUAAACUCCUCAUUUAUAUACCUUUUCUGCAGAAUUUCUCAGGCACACUUUCCACUAGACCAAAUUUCUCAGCACCCCAUCCAAGCUAUUCUGGAACAUUUACAGGAAUGGGGCAUCCACAGUUUCUCUGGGCAAUCUGUUCCAGUGUUUUACCACUCUCAGUGUAAAAAAUGUCAUCCAUAUAUCUAGACUUAAUGUAUCCUUGAUAAGUCUUCAUCUCUGAGGUAAAGGUGGUCAGAUUCUAAAGCUCUUCCAUGAGCUGGAACUAAGCUCUUAAAACUAGUGGAACUAAUUCCAUGAAACUGGAACUAAGGUGGGUGGCUCCUUUCUUUCCCAAUUUUUCUUACUCAUCAUUGCUAUUAUAUGCUCCUUGACCCUCUUGAAAGGAAAAAGCAUGAGAGAACAUCAUCUGACUUCAGCAUAGUUUAUUUUAUUUUUGUGACCAGGACAUGUUCUGUUUUCUUGCUUGUCUAGUGUCAUCUUAGACCUUAUCUUUCAGAUUUCAUUACUUGCACAUGCUUUUUGUACCCUGUUUGUGCAAUCAUGCCAGAAGCCUCCACUUGUCCUUUUGUAGACACAUGAUUUCCAUGCGUAGGCUUAGAUGUCUUACAAAAUGGUUGUGUUAUUACCAGUUUUAAAAAGUUACAAAAUACUUAAACAUCAUUGUCAGCUGUAGUUGUUAGUGUAAGUAGGUCUGGAUUCAAUGAAGUGAAUACUAAUUAUAUACUGUAUAAUAUGCUUCUAGUUUAGAGGUCUAUGAGUUGGCUGUGCCAGCUGCGGAAGGGAAAAGCUUUGUCAUCUCUGUUUUGAGCUCCCGAAAGCUGUAAUAGAAAUAAAAAUACGAGGCUAAAGCUUCAGCACACAGGUUAACUUCUCUGUUGCUAACAACAUAUUCCUCUACUUUGCAGAGGUUCUUCCUACUGUCCUCCUGAUUGCAGGAUCUCU